AUGGCCAGCCACAUCAUCGGGAAUCGCAACAGCACCCCAGAGGCGUCAAAUUCAACUCUGCGUCCUCCGUCGUCGUCCCGCAACCUCGGAUCCCACCAGUUGCGAGCAUCGGCCGACAUGUCCGGGUUCCCCUCGCCGCUCUCCUCCCGCAGCAUCCGUCCCUCGUCGGAAGUUUUCUUUAACCAACAAUCUCAAAACCAGAACACAACCGAAGAUGCGUUGGACCGGGCCGCUCAGCAAUGGCUCGCGGACAUUGAUCAAUACGAGACGACGUUGGAGGAGAUGGCGGCCGCCACACUCGACCAGGACUUCAAGGACGAACUCAGCGCCAUCGAACAGUGGUUCCGUGUGCUGAGUGAGGCCGAGCGGACAGCCGCCUUGUACGCUCUUUUGCAGCAGACCACUCAGGUGCAGAUUCGGUUCUUCAUCCAAGUGUUGCAGCAGAUGUCUCAGGGCCACCCGAUGUCGGGGUUGCUGUCCCCCGCCAACUUUGGUGAAAAAGAUGCCAUGUCGAGCCGCUUGAGUGAUGCCAUGUCCAAAUUGAACAUGGACACGUCGCGGAGCUCCUUGGGCCGGCCCCCACCAUCCCCGGGCGCGAAGCGGAACUCGGGUCUCGACUCGUCUACCAUCAACGCCAUGUUCCCGGAUGCUGCCGCGGCAAUUGCAAAGAAGAAGGCCGAGUUUACCCAGCAAACGGGCAACGCACCUCCCUCGAACCGCAACAGUGCAGCCUUUGGGGAGCGUACCUCAUUUGUUGCUCCGACGAUCUCUGCACCUGACAACGGCUCGGACAACCUGGGCCAGCCGCCGGCGUCGCCAUGGGGUCCCCGUGGUCUUUCCGACACUCAGCCCCCGAUCGCCAGGCCCAAGUCCUCGUCGGGUCAUCAGCCCAUGGGCCAGUUUAGCCAGCCCUCCGCGUCCUCGGGGAUGCGCUCACCCCUCCCCCAAACUGCUACAAUCCCUGCUCCGGAUAUCGAGCCACCCCUGCUCUCGCCGUACAACGUCGGUAAUCACAGCUGGGCGUCGAUGGCAAACACGCCGAUGACAGCGACCUUCGGUCAACAGCAGCAACAGCAGCAAACCCAGCCACAGAACACCCAGGCUGACAUGGUGGCCAACGCGACGGCGAUGAAGCUGGCAGCUUUGUCGACGGUGAAUAACCGGAUUGCUUUGGACGAUGCGCGCAAGUAUCGGCGUGCCCGGUCCAACGACGGCCAGGGUAAGAACUCAGCCGGGAACCCGACCAUUUCUCAGGGCCUGUCGAGCCCUGGUCUGCCUGGAUCAAACCUGGUGGCGGGUCAGCUCUUGAACGCCCAGCAGCUGGCGGCCUUGCAAGCGCAGCAGCAAGCAGCCAUGGCGGGCGGGCGGUCUCGCCCGACCUCGCCUGGCAUCGCCAUGCAGGGUGCUGGACUGGGGGCAAUGGGCUUCACCUCGCCGCAGAACAACGGGUUUUUGGCGGCGUAUGACCCAAACAACCCCCUGAUGGGCAACGGCCUGGGCUCGUUGGGCAUUGGACAGUUUGGGUUGGGCGGCGAAGGAUACUUGUCGGACCACUCGGAGGUGACCCGCGGGCGUUCGCCGCGUGGUCGCCGUGGCAGCUCAAAACCGCCGGAGGACCCCACAGACCCGGCACUUCUGAAGGACAUCCCCAGCUGGCUGCGAUCCCUUCGGCUGCACAAGUACACGGACCAUCUCAAGGAUCUCAAGUGGACGGAAUUGAUCGAACUGGAUGACAAGGCACUGGAAGACCGUGGUGUCAACGCGCUUGGGGCGCGGAACAAAAUGCUCAAGGUCUUCGAUCAGGUCAAGGAUGCCCGUGCCGACGGCAAGCUCGACAGUGCUUAG
Penicillium alfredii is the source of this 1845-nucleotide messenger RNA. Its product is annotated as RNA-binding protein VTS1. Gene Ontology annotation, biological process: regulation of mRNA stability; nuclear-transcribed mRNA poly(A) tail shortening. The transcript has 3 exons. The record is from RefSeq and is a predicted model, not a curated record. Bases 1 to 1845 code for a protein of 614 amino acids. Lineage: Eukaryota; Fungi; Ascomycota; Eurotiomycetes; Eurotiales; Aspergillaceae. Gene Ontology annotation, cellular component: P-body. Gene Ontology annotation, molecular function: translation repressor activity; mRNA binding; protein binding.